UAGCGGCGGCGAACCGGGCAGCUCCGGCCCUGCAGGUAGGUUCCGUGCGCCGGCCUCUGGGCAGCCGCGAGUGGAAGGACCUGCGAGCGACCGCGAGGGAUCUCCCAGGUUCCGGGCAUUCCCCAGGUGUACGGCAUCCUCGGCGCAGAUAGUCGGGCAUACUGGCAUCCCUGCUUUAUUGCCGAAUCAAUUUGAAGGUGGUACAAGUGAGAACAUGGCCUCGGUGGAGAAGUUACUUGGUGGACACUUUGUGGGCUAGCCUCAGCACCGGGACCCAGCUGAUGACAGAUCCUGACGCCGAGUGACUGACAGACGCACCCACUGCUUCUUGGGUCACAUACCAGGGGCCGCGAUGGACCUCGUUCUCAGCGCUGCAGAUUACUACUUCUUCACCCCGUACGUCUACCCAGCCACAUGGCCUGAGGACAACAUCAUCCGGCAAACUAUUAGUCUCCUGAUAGUCACCAACCUGGGGGCUUAUAUUCUCUAUUUCUUCUGUGCAACCCUCAGCUAUUAUUUAGUCUAUGAUCAUUCGUUAAUGAAGCAUCCGCAGUUUUUAAAGAAUCAGGUCUCUCGAGAGAUCAUGUACACUGUCAAGUCUUUGCCAUGGAUCAGUAUCCCCACCAUUUCAUUGUUCCUGCUGGAGUUGAGGGGCUACAGCAAACUCUACGAUGACAUAGGAGACUUUCCAAACGGCUGGAUUCAUCUCAUUAUGAGCGUGGUAUCCUUCCUCUUUUUCACGGACAUGCUGAUCUACUGGAUCCAUAGGGGCCUGCACCACAGACUGGUCUACAAGCGCAUACAUAAGCCUCAUCAUGUGUGGAAGAUCCCCACUCCAUUUGCAAGCCACGCUUUUCACCCUGUGGACGGCUUCCUUCAGAGUCUGCCCUACCACAUAUACCCCUUUGUCUUUCCACUGCACAAGGUGGUCUACUUAGGUUUAUAUGUCUUGGUUAAUGUCUGGACAAUUUCUAUUCACGAUGGUGAUUUCCGUGUUCCCCAGAUCCUAAGGCCGUUUAUUAACGGGUCAGCUCACCACACGGACCACCACAUGUUCUUUGACUAUAACUACGGACAGUAUUUCACACUGUGGGAUAGAAUUGGGGGCUCUUUUAAACACCCCUCCUCUUUUGAAGGGAAGGGACCGCAUAGUUACGUGCGGAAGAUGGCAGAAGACUCCAAGAGCCAUGCAGAGAAUGGCUGUAAAAGCAAGGAAUUAUGCAACGGAGAGUUUACAAAGAAUAAAUAGACUAUUUCCCAGUUAUUAGCCAUUCUCAAUAAGGAAAUUAUCUACACACAGUCAAGAUACAUAGCAAAUAAGUGGUGUCAUUUGAAUGUCAGCAUGGCGUGUCGUGCUGAGGAAUGGUUCUGGUGGUAAACUGAGGGAAGAUGCUGGGAGCACCGAGAUUGUAAUCUCAUGACUAAUAUGUCAGACAUUGGUCCAGGAACAACUUGUGUCUUUCCAGUGAGCAGCUCUGCAGCCUGUACAGCCCAACAACAACUUUAAAGAUGAUAGAAAAUAAGCUACGGAAGAAGCUGGUCUGCGUCCUUUUGCCUUAAUCCACUCAUACUCGUUAAGGAAAAAAAGUACCCAUUGUGCUUAACAAAACUGAGACUAGCCUGGAAAUACUAAUGUAAAGAUGGCUCCUGUUCCAGGAGCGGCUGGCUCUGCAGUGGGAGUAGAGGACUUGCAGGGCUUUAAUCAAAUAGGAACAUCAGCCUGAACAAUCUAAUACAUGAGUGACUAUGUAUAUGAUUGUCUUAACGGCUGAUGUAAUAAGAUUGUAUUUUCUUCCUACACAUAGGCACCUUACUUGGAGGCAUUAUCAGAUUUUAAUAAUGAAUAAAUAAAUGGUAAUUUUUUUUGAAUGUCAGCUCUUCCAUGAUUCAGUCUAGAUAGGAGAUUAUUUAACUAAAGAUCUUGAUGAGUGUCAUCAUUUUUUAUUUUCUAUUUUUUGAGACAGGCUUUCUCUGCAUAGUCCCGGCUGUCCUGGAACUCGCUAUGUAGUCCAGGCUGGCUUCAAACUCGGAGAUCUGCCUCACCCCGCUGGGAUUGAUGGGCCACCACUGCCCCACUUGAUGUGGGCCAUUUAAAACCACUGUUUAAUAAGCCCAGAGACAUGAAUCUGGAUAACGUUAUCUCCCAAACUUGUGGCACGGAGGUGACACUUUUCUUUUUAAGAAAGCGGAUACACUGUACUUUUGAUAUAUGUCUAAGUUACAAAGUUAACUUUUUUGUGAAGGGAAUAAUUGCCAAGUACUUAAAUCUACCUGAGAUACGCUUUGAAACCUCAUCCUCUAUUUCUGUCUUCUCUUUCUACAGCCUCUGCAAAAAAAAAAAACAAAAACAAAAAACAAACAAACAAACAAAAAACCUCAAAAACACCUUCAUGAAGAAAGGUGAGGGUUAUAAGUAUAUUCUCAAUGGUAGGAAAUGUGUUCUUGUAAAGAUAUUCUAUUGCCUAUUUAUACAAAAACCAUUAAAAGUUAGUCACAACUGCUAUUAGCCACUUAAGUGUUAUAGAACAAAACAUCCUUUGUAUAAAUUAGCGUCACUUUGAAGGCAUAGAGGUGAUGUGGGGCAUUAAAAACUGAGAGCAUCCUAGAUGUUCAGAGUCAGGCUGUGCAGGAUGAAAGUGUUACUGCAAGGAUGCCUUUUACUCAGCAAAUCCUUUCUCAUUAAGUUGGCAUUCUAAAGUGUUCUGAGGGAGUAGAAACGAGAAGUUAGGAUCUAGACUUCCUUUUACCUGGAAAUACAGUCCACCUGGGUUUUGAAUACAUAAGCAUCACUAAGUCAAGGACUGAUUGGGCUGUUGGAUGAAACUGACAUCCAGCUCUUAGCAGUGUGCUGUGGUUGCAAAAUGGUCCUCAAUACACACCACUUGAUACUGCAUCAAGAAAAGGCUAACCCCCCAAAUGGGACAUAUCUCUCUCCCCUAGCCUCCAAGGAUCAGAGAACAUGAAGGAAGAGGAGGCAGAAAGAUUUUGAGAGCAGCGGCCAGGGAAGAAUGCCACAAGACUCUGGACAUGAGGAGCCUUUGUGCUUGUAAACACACUGCCCCUGUGGACGCCUGUACACAAUCCAAUCAGUGAACAUCCCAGGGCGGGUGGGGUGAUGGAUGGGUGGGGCCCUACCGGGUCCCACCUCCAGCUGAAGAGCUAUGGACAGUUGAUGGCUGCCAGGGAAGGGAGAGUCAGUUUGCAGUAGUGCAAUCUCUUAAGUUGCUUUUGGGCCAGUGGGUGUCUCUGCACCCCAAAGGCGAGGGGCAUCUCUACUUCGACUCUGGCUUAUAAAGCAAAAGAAUAUAUGAAAUUGAAAGAGGGCAUCUGAGAGAAGUUGGGUGAGGAAAAUGUAGCGUGGGUAUGAUCAGAGGGCAUCGUGUAUAUGUGCGAAAUAAAGAAAACUUCAGAGGCACACCUGCGCUGCUAAUCUUCAGCAACACCUCAGGAGUUGCUAAGAGCCUUGGGGUUAGGAAGUGUGAGUCACAGCAGGUGCCCUUUCCAGCUUUGCUUUCCCCAUCUCAGAGAGAAUGAGUCACUGUCUCCCAAUAGGAUCAGGCACGGAGAAUGGUGGCUUCUGUUUUCUGGGUUCAGUGACGGUCAUUCUUAGUCUUCUUGCUGGAUCCCCAAUAGGAGGAUGGUGGAGGAGGCUAUCUCCCCUUCACACUGGAGGGUAGAGACACUGAGAUGAGUUACAGGAAUAUGUAAGUAAAAUUGAAAAGAUAUUACUCACUGUGAAUUAUCCUUGAAGAGGUAAAGUAGCUAGGAUUUUUGUUGCUGUAGCAUUGCAUGUCAUAAACCAGUCCACAAUAAAAUUGAGAGACAAACUAGAAGCUUGUUUUUCCCAAAAAUAGAAUAAACUGCUUAAGAAGAACAGGAAGUGUGUGAUAAUAGGCAUUACCACCAAGGCAGGGUUUGGUAUAGGAAGAAAAAAAAUUCAUAAAAACUUGUCUUAAUAUAUACUUGCUUCGUGAAAAUACAUUGAGGAUAAUUUAAUUAUUCAGGGGCCAGCAUGUAGCUAAUGGUAGAGUCCAUGCUUUCCAUGUUUGAGGCCUCAGAUUCAUCCCCAGCCUCACAAAAAUAUUUUCUUCCUAUAUCUCUAAAGUCAAAUGGGAGGUUUUUAUUAAUUCUAAGUGUAGUAGAAAAUAAAAAUAAGUUGUAUUCUGGGUUCUUUAACAGUGAACUCCUAAGUUGAGCCUAUCAAAUUCUCUUGAACUUGUAACCAUUUGCCUUUUUAUAAUGAGAGUUUCUUAAAUUUGGUAAGAGACUUACCAUUUUGAUUCAGUCCCCUGGUCAGACUUGUGUCCAGGUACCUGGACAGCAUCCCAUCACUCGGAGGUAACCACCUAAAAGUGGGAUGGUAUCAGAAGUUAGUCAUUUGACUUGAAGCCAUCUGUGCCCUCUCAUGGAGCCAGCUAUCUCAUAGCUUUUGUUAUUCUCCUCCACCAUUUAUGUCCAUCUCCUUGAAUAUUGUAAUUUUAGUCAGCCAUUCAUUGGAUGAAAAUUCAACAUGCUGCUAAAGAAACAAAUAGAAACUUGGUGUACAUCCACCUAUUAAGGCGGGCCCUGGGCCGAUGGCUCUUGUCUAUUCUGGCAGUAUGCUUGCUUUCAUAGAGUUAAAUGUGCCUGCCCUAAUUGUAUAGUUCAGCCUUGACAUACCAAUGCCGCCAUCACUGAAAGUCAGGACAGAACAUUUUCUUCAUCACAGCAUGCAUUGUCUCCCUCUGCAGUCGGUGCCCCCUGAAUCACACACACCCCAAGUAACCACUGAUCUAGUGUGUCCCUGGGGAUUUAUUUUGCCUGUUCUAGAAUUACAUUUAAGUUGAAUCAGAUGAGAUAUACUCCUGUAUUGAGGGUUUUAUUUUUUUUAAGCUUAACAUGUUUUGACAUGUGUGCUGUUGUAUUUACCAAUAGUUUGUUCUUUUUAUUGGUGAGUAGUAUUCCAAUUAUGAUAUACUUAUGCUAAAUAAUAUGCUAUAAUUGGCCAAUCUGUAUAUCUGUUGAUGGGUAUUUGAGUUAUUUCCAGCGUGACUAUUUUUGAAUAAAGCUACUGCAGACAUUUAUAAACAAA
Messenger RNA from Meriones unguiculatus (Mongolian gerbil), 5071 nucleotides. RefSeq names its product sterol-C5-desaturase (gene Sc5d). The coding region runs from base 353 to 1249 and encodes 298 amino acids. Gene Ontology annotation, molecular function: iron ion binding; oxidoreductase activity. The record is from RefSeq and is a predicted model, not a curated record. Lineage: Eukaryota; Metazoa; Chordata; Mammalia; Rodentia; Muridae. The transcript is spliced from 7 exons.